Molecule: messenger RNA, 2092 nt
Organism: Cyprinodon tularosa
Lineage: Eukaryota; Metazoa; Chordata; Actinopteri; Cyprinodontiformes; Cyprinodontidae
Exons: 5
Coding region: 79-726 (215 amino acids)
Source: RefSeq, a predicted model, not a curated record
UUGCAUCUACAGUCACCCUUGGGGUAUUUUAGGCACACAGAAGAUAGGCUGACUCACAGACAGCAACGCGGUUCAAAGAUGGACACCCCUGAAGCAGCCGAGAAUCCUGACAAUGAAUACAUGGCAAUGGAUGCUGACCAGUGGGAAGAGCCAGACGACACGUAUGAAAAUGGAGACAUUGAUAUUGAUAUACGACGGAGAGAUGGUCUACCUGCACCGGGAGGAGUCCCUGCUAAUAUGGGCCCCCAGCAAAGUAUUCAAACCCAAAACAGUGCAACCUCUCCAAGACUGCCUGUGCAUGACAGGUACAUGACGAUAAGAUGGCCACCGUUAAACGCAAACAGAGGAUCGGGGAAAUCACAGCAGCCCGAGCUCUUGCAGAAAAUCGUGUUGGGGCUGAUUUUGGUGUGCCUGCUGUUACUCAUGUUACUGAUCAUACUGGCUAUUUUCUAUGGAAUUCUAGGAGAAAAAAAUUCAAAGGUGACUGAAAAAUCAGAUAGACUAGAAGAUAAAAUCAAGAAACUGCAAGAAGAAAUGGAGAAGAGAAAAGUCUUUAAGACGAUCUACAGCAUUUCCAGCUCUACAGAAACUGACUGGGAAUCUGCGACGGUGCUGUAUGUCCUAAACCAUUACGUGCUUGAGAACCACAUGAAUAAGAAUUCAUUUACUCUUCACUACUCCAACUUGUAUAACGAAUCAUGUUACACAUGGAACUGCACAUGUUAAUUUGAAUAUUCCACCCUUCUGCAUGUAUGUAUGUACUGUAUAGAUUGUAUAUAUAAAAAAAAAAAAUCAGUGGCGAUUUCUCAUAGACAAGCUAAACCUCCCCCGUAAAUUUCGUAAAAUUAUUGGUAAUAUGCUUUGUCAACCUUUAUAAAUGACCUCCCCUCUGCUAUGGAGCAGCAGGACUCUGCCGUCAGCCUCUAUGAGAAAUCUCUGUUGAGGUUUGAGCCUCUGUCUGUUAAGGUAAACCGUGAGAAAGUAGAGACCUGAUUGGAUAACAAACCGAAAUACAUCACUUCCAGUGAAGCUAAACCUCUUAGAGCAGGUAUCCCCAAAGUCGGUCCUGGAGGGCCACCGUCCUGCAGCUGUGCUAAAGCAGAGAAACCUCUAAAACAUGCAGGACAGCGGCCCUCGAGGACCGACUUUGGGGAUGCCUGUCUUAGAGGGUCUAUGAAGCAGGGGCGGGUCAUGAAGCUGGAUGCUAGAUGCUCAUUGGCAAACAUACUUAAGGAUUUUUGACUGACAAUGGGCAGAUAGGGAAGAGUCGAGAGGGAAAAGCGAUCAGAAGACUCAUGCUGUGCUGAAGCUGAACUCUGGAGUUUAUUAUUAUAUUAUAUUUAUUAUUUCAGAGCUCUUCCCAGCAGCUAUUUGCACCCUUUGUUGUAAUCGGUUUUAUGUGUUUCAACAUUUGUUAAUGCAAUAUAUAAUGUUAGGAUUUAAUAAAAGUUUAAGGUUAUAAUUAAGUUUUUCUGAUAUAUAAACAUAAUCUUUUUAUAAUAUUACAUUUAUAUUAAUACUAUGAAAAACAUGUAAUCCUAUUAUUUGGAUAUUAGAAAAGUAUGGAAAAUAUAUCUGUUUACUAGAAGUUUUAAAGGGCUUGUGUGACUGAAUGUGAAACAUUUUUACUGAUUUGCUAUUUGUACUGUAGAUUAGCAACAGUUAAACAAGCAGGUUAAGUAGUCAGAUUACCUCUAAAGAAUGAAACUGCAGUCAGACCCUUAACAUCUAAUUGUAGCUUUGAUUGUUCCACACUCUGGAGGUCUUUGUUUUUUACUUACACAUUUGGAUAAAGACACAUUUAUCUUUCUUGUGUCCAAAUGCCAAAAAAUAAAACACAGGCUAAGCAAUGCAUUUAGUAGGGGAGGGGCAACAUUGUGUCUAACUCUACGUCUCAAAGAAAAACAAUCAUAUGACGUACAAAUGGAGAAGGAUUUAUUUUUGAAAUUCUAGCUAUUUAACACUUUUGUAUACUUUGGUACCAGUUAGUGGCUCAUGUCUCACUGGGGUGUACAGAAAUAUGCACAUGCUCAUGUAGCUAAACCAUGUAAAUAGUAAAUUUUACAGCGAAUAAAAAAAAAAGCAAAAAAAA